Messenger RNA from Acanthocheilonema viteae, 1608 nucleotides. The record is from the annotation of a GenBank genome assembly. NCBI's taxonomy places the organism in Eukaryota, Metazoa, Nematoda, Chromadorea, Rhabditida, Onchocercidae.
AUGUCCAAACGUACAGGAUUGAUAAGCCAUCAAACUGAUAAUGAAUUAUUAUAUGUAUUUGUUCCAGGUAAACAUCCUGAUUUGGUAAUUGAUCAGCGUAAAAUAUCGAAUGAUGGAGAACACUUUCAUGUUGGUGAUUUUAUAUCAUUUAUCGACAUCAAUGGUUCUGUCACUUCACCAACUCGGAUAAGUAAAUUGUUCGAAACACGUCUCGUGAACAAUACUUUACAAGUGAAAGUUUCGGUGGCAUUUCCUCCAGAAGAAUUCUCUGAACGAGCCAAUUUCACCACAUUCUCUACUAAAAAAGUACUUGCUUGGUCGCCUGACUUUGCAUUCGUUGGUUGCUCUUCAAAUGUCGCGAAGACAUUUUAUCAAAAUCAGAUGUAUAAAGCUUGGAUUGAAAGGGUCCCUCGGAUGAUUCAAAAUAUUGCUGGUGUGUUCGUAUCAUGGCAAAUAGUGGACGAUGUUUUUGAUGAAUGUGAUGAGCAAAGCAAGCAGCUUAUCAGCAAAGCGUAUAUUGAUAAUUACGAAGGCUUAGUGACAGCUGUACACGAUUCAGAUGCAAAAGUAUGGUCUUUGGCAAUACCGGAUAGUGAGGUGGUUUUUUUUUUCGGUGCACGUAAAGGAAUGAAAGUUGGUGAUUGGGUUCAGUUUAAUUGCGCGCCAAUUCAACGUCCCUAUCUUAACUGUUAUUUACAAGGAAAAAAAUUCGAAGCAAUUGAACCAGUGCUUCCAGCAAAAGCUUUCAAUAAGACAGUUCAAGUAGAAAUUUUGGCAAUCAUUGCGGUUAAUAAUUUAAAAUAUUAUCCGACUGGUGAAGUAACUGUUGAAACUGAAACACUUGGAGCUGUAGAAUUCGGCUCAAGAAAAUUUCGACAGGAUUACUGCAAUAAAUGUCUGCCUUUGAUUGUCUGCAAAAACAUGCCAUCCAAGCGAACUGGUGCUGUUUGGGAAGUGUUUUGCGUGGUAAAUAAGGGAUGUACAGAAUUCAUGCAAAAUUCGUGUUCAGUUGUAAAUUUCUCAAACGCGAGUGGCAAUUCUGAGGAAUUUGUUUCCACGACGAGAGAUGAAUGCAAUGCGAAAGUUGAAACAAAUGAUAAUUAUCAUUUCACUAAAAGUCAACAACAGCGACCAGAUCUUUCUUCUGACUUACCGGGAACUACUCAGAAAGAAGUUGACGAUAACUUUUAUUCAGGCUUUUCUUAUACAUGUGGCAAUGGUGAUGUGGAAAAUCUGAAAGCAGAAGAAGAAGAAUAUGAUCCGCUGAAAGAACCUGUUUUCGGUGCUGUACAACCUCAUGUAUUCCAAAUUAACUCGUCAGCAGAUACCAGUGGCACAGAUGGGCUCUAUACGCUAGGCAAUCCUAGCACUAGUCUAAAUGAGGAAUUUUCUAAUGAUGAACAGAGAGAGUUGGACAAUCGAGCAACGGAAUAUUGGGUACGAGCAUGGCAAAUACCAGAAGUUCGUCGACAAAUUGCAGAAGCUGACAAAAUAUUGUAUGCAGAUGUUAUGCAACUAAUGACGGAUCUUAAUAUGAGAACUGAUGAUAAAAAUCUGAAAGAAGUUCUUAAAUCAUUCUUAAAUCGAAAAACGAAUGAUGAGCGAUAG